Symbiodinium sp. CCMP2456 is the source of this 1029-nucleotide messenger RNA. The record is from the annotation of a GenBank genome assembly. NCBI's taxonomy places the organism in Eukaryota, Dinophyceae, Suessiales, Symbiodiniaceae.
AUGACAGGGCAGAGGAAGGUACAGGAUACUGACGAAGGUGCGCUCGUUCUUGGCGUCGACCUCCAAUCGCUCGAUGUCGACUCUCUUUUGGGGCCUUUGGCCGGAAGGGGGUCGCGAAGUUUGGGCUUCCGGCAAAGGCCACCGCGAGUUGGCGUGGAAGGCUUAAGGGCUGAUGAAGUCAUCUCCGCACAGAAGAAAGCAUUGGAGCAGCCCGCGCCGGCACAGACGUUGAAGGCCAAGGCGGCAAACUGCCUGGCACAUGGGCCGGCAUUGGUGGGCGGCAAAUGUGGAGAGCGCAUGUAUUUCAUCGUGACGACGGUGACUUCAGAUGGCCAAGUCAUGAAAGAAGGCGGAGCAUCCGUCACUUGCACAGUGACCGGCCGAAGCUUGAUGUCCAAAACUCAACCAGAGCCACGACCUUUUGUGGAAGACCGUCAGGAUGGCACGUACCACGUCCAGUUUGUUUGCGCCACGCCUGGGGUCUAUGAGAUCACAGCCUGCGUGGAUGGCGUCGCUUUGCCCAUGUGUCCUGUUGCGGUCACUGUCGCGCCUGGCCCACCCAGCGCGACCACGACACAGGUUCGUGGCGAUGGGUCGCAGCGCUGCACGCUUGGUGGGUCCGCAGAGUUCACGAUACAGGCGAUGGACGAGUUCGGGAACCUGUGCGGAGAGGGCGGAGCUCGUUUCGGCGUCCGUGCAAGCGCCCAUGUGCGCCUGCAUGAAGUUUCAGACAAUGAGGAUGGCACGUACACUGUGAGCUACUCCAUUCCCGACUGGGCCCAAGGGCCUGUGAAGCUGGAGGUGCUGCUGGAUGGUCAUCCCAUAAGAGGCUCUCCACUGGUGCCACGACUCAUAGGCUUCGUGCCAGAGAAGGCAGAUCCGAAAGCCAAGAGCAAGGCAGUGCAAGGCCGAGUCCAGAAGGGAGCCGGCGGCACUUUCACCGAUCAACUUCCGCCAGCAGCUCGGCAUUUGCACCAAGAGAUGUCGGAACUUUGCGUUAUACUACGGCAUGUUCGCAGUCAUUUGUGA